AUGUUACUUGGUAGGUGCCCCCAAACUAGAUCCUUUUGCCAGACACAUUUGAGGUCAAUAUGGCGAAAACCUCAAGAUCAUUAUGCCAUAAACUGUAAAUAUGGCUGGUUUUUUAUUCCAAAAACUCAUUUUGCUCCUCGUUGGACGGUGAAAGCCAUCAAUCAAGUCAUCGAAGACAACAUCGUAGAAGAUCCUAAAAUGGCGGAAGACUUGGAAUCUCUUCAAAAGUUGGUAGAUGUGUGGGCAAAAACUGUAGAUAUAAAGGAAAAGCCAAAUGUUGAAAAAAAGACGAGAGCGGAUGUCAAACGCCAAAAGGAACAAGCGCUCUAUCGAACCCAGUUAAGAGAAGAUAUUGUAAAGCAAGCAGAUCCCUCUGUCAAAUCUAAACCCACUCCUCGUGUGAAGCUACUGGCUGCAAACACAGUCUCGUUUACUCAUGCGUGGAAUUACUAUUUCGCAACUCAUCAUAAGGUGUAUCUGCAUUUGGGCUCAAAAGAAGCACGAAAAGCAGUUGCCAGCGAUUGGAAUCUUUUAUCAGUCGAUGACAAGGAACAUUAUAGACAAGAAUAUGCGGCUCUACUCGAGCAAGGCAAAGACGUAUACAAGGGUGAGAUUGUAACGAAGGAAGAAAAGCUUAAACGCACCGGAAAAAGAACGAAAAAGUAG
Messenger RNA from Meyerozyma guilliermondii ATCC 6260, 666 nucleotides. RefSeq lists its product as uncharacterized. The transcript has a single exon. The record is from RefSeq and is a predicted model, not a curated record. Bases 1 to 666 code for a protein of 221 amino acids. NCBI's taxonomy places the organism in Eukaryota, Fungi, Ascomycota, Pichiomycetes, Serinales, Debaryomycetaceae.